AUGGUAAAAAUAAAAAAUAUUAAUAUACAAACUUCAUUUACACCAAAUAUUAUCAAUAGUCCAAAUUUUACAAUAUCUACAAAACCAUUAACAAAUAAAACUGAUAAAUAUAGUUUAUAUUCUAUUAAUUCAACACUAAGUUCUUCUGAUGAAACAUUAGAAACAAAAAUGCAAUGUAUAGGUCCAUUAUAUAAUCAAUCAUGUUUGUUUAAAAAUCUAUAUUAUGUUGAUAGUUGGUUUACAAUUUUAUUAGUAAAAGGAAGUUAUUUACCCGAAUAUUAUCUACGAACAGAUGCUUUUAAUCUAUGGCCUAUAACACCAAAUAAACGUGAAUUUGAUUCAUAUAUUCAUCUUGAAAUAUUUGUUCGUAAUAUAACUAAACCAAGAAGAAUACCAUAUGUCACUCUAUAUUUUGGUCAACCAUGGCAUCACAAUAUUGGUCAUGCACUUUUUGAUGGACUCUAUGCAGCCUAUGUUGCACUAAUUCGAUUUUCUCCUAGACAUCUUUAUCCAUUUCAUAUUCUUGCCGGUGUAGAUGAUUGUGAUGGGUGUUGGAGUGAAGAUGUUUAUAGUCGUUUUGGUGGUCUUGGAAUAAUUAAACAACGUGUUCUAAAUAAACUUUCACAAGGACGAUGGUUUAUAUUUGAUGAAAUUAUUAUGGGUAGUGGAACUUUUUGUCAACGUUGUACACAAUCUAAUUUACAAUUACCUGGUGGUGUUGAGUUAAAUGCUUCGAGACUUUUUCGUGAUCGAAUGUAUCAACAACAUGGUUUUAUUCAUUCAGUUGUUCGACAAAAAUCUUCAUCGGAAUAUCGAACAUCUCAUGAUCUUCUUCAUGCAUAUGUCAUUGAUAAUAGACGUUUUACAGAAAACGAUCGAAAAGAAAUCAAGGAUGCAAUUAAUGAAAUAAAUAAUUAUACUAAUUUUUAUAUAAAUACAAGUAAAAGUAAUACAAGUAAAUCAGAAUGGCCAUUAAUUCAGAUUUCAUAUCUUUAUUAUAAUCAAGUUAAGGCACAAAAUAUGAGUUCAAUUCAAAUCAAUGCAACAUCAAGUGAUUCUCGAUCACCAACAUAUGAAUUAAUUGAGAAUGAUUUUAUUGCUCAAUUGAAAAUUUUACGUAAAAUGGAUAUUCAUAUAACUGGACCAGGUACGGGUCAAAUGUAUCAAACAUUUUUAUCCGAUGGAUCGGUUUCAAUUAAUCUUGGAGGUUUAAGGCCAUGGGGAUUAGAAAAUACACCAAAAGGAUAUGCUUCAUAUCUUGAACAACAUAUGACAAGUGGUACACCGUAUAUUAAAGGUCUUUAUUAUCCAAUCAAUGAACGAACUAAAGGUAUAAAAAAAGAUGAAGUUAUCAAAUUAGUACGACAAGCAGGUCAACUUAUUUUACAAGGAUUUUCAUUACCAGUACAACCUCGAGAAAAUUUAGCAGCUGAUGGACAAUUAUUUGUUGAAAUGUGUGAAAAAGAUAAAGAAUUUUGUGCUUCAGUAACGACAAGAUCACCCCACAAAAGAUUUAUAUGUUUAGAAUUUUGGGUAGAAGAUUUUGUACAUGAAUAUAAUCAAUGGAAAGAAGGAGGUUAUAUUGAUAAUGGUCACAAUGAUGGUUGUUCUUUUAAUCGUUCAUUAUUGAGACAAUUAAGAGAAAAAUAUGGUAUUAAACAUAAUUUAGAAAAUUCUUCAAAACCGUUACAAAUAUAA
Molecule: messenger RNA, 1698 nt
Organism: Adineta steineri
Lineage: Eukaryota; Metazoa; Rotifera; Eurotatoria; Adinetida; Adinetidae
Source: the annotation of a GenBank genome assembly